Messenger RNA from Cololabis saira (Pacific saury), 1697 nucleotides. RefSeq names its product chromosome 13 C1orf52 homolog (gene c13h1orf52). The coding region runs from base 104 to 757 and encodes 217 amino acids. The transcript has 3 exons. The record is from RefSeq and is a predicted model, not a curated record. Lineage: Eukaryota; Metazoa; Chordata; Actinopteri; Beloniformes; Belonidae.
UUUUGGAGGCUGAUUCAAAAUGGAGUAGUCGCCUUUCUUCUCGGAUUAAUUUCUCUUUCUUUUUUUAAAGUUUGCUGCUUAUUAUCAAACCAAUAACUUCAUAAUGACAGAGGAGAAGACCCCGGGCUCGCUGGGGUUCUUCUCGAGCUACGACGACCUGAGCGACAGCAGCAGCGACUCGGAGGGGGAGGCGGACGGCCGACCGAAGGGAGCCGGCGCAGCGCCCGCGGGGGAGCGCGGCUCCCAGGCGGCCAAGCGCUCCGCCGCCGCGGCCGCUCUGCCCAGACCCGACGAGGUGUUCGGCUCCGUGUCCAAGCCCACCUUCCUCUACAACCCCCUCAACAAGCAGAUAGACUGGGACACUCUGACGGUCAAACCUCCAGAAGAGACUCCGAGAGAAUUUAAGCCAUGGAAGACGAAUGCUGUACCUCCUCCUCAAAGUUACACUGCUGAGCCAGAGAAGAAGAAAGGACCUCCUCCAGGCAUGGACAUGGCCAUAAAGUGGUCCAACGUGUACGAGGACAACGGGGACGACGCUCCGCAAGCGCACACUGGCAAAGCCCGGUUUUUACCCAAAGAGGAAGAAGAACCCUCUGACUCAGACGACGAAUCAAAGACACCCGCCGGGUCUUCAAAGAAACGCCGCGUGGAGACCUUCCAGCAGAAGGAGAAGAGGAAGAGAGAGUUGGGACAAGCCACCUCUGACAAGAACUUUGUGGAGGAGGAGAAAAGGAUCCUCAGGCAUCAGAUUGACUGAAGCGCAGGCGGAUCAUGAUUUCAGUAUUUGUACAUCAGCAGAGAUGUCGGCAUGUUGGCGCAGCAGGUCAUUUUGUGAGUAACGGUGACAUAAUGUAAUUUGUAAUUGAAUAGAUUUUUUUUUUUGUUUUGUUUUGAUUUCAUAAUCAUUGUGUUUUAUCUCAGAAACAUUGGUUUGAAAAACAAAAUAUACUCUAAAAAUGCACCUAUGUUAAGUCACUUGACACAGCUUUAUGAAAUACAAACGUGUUUAAAGGCUUUUUUUUAAUAUCUAUAUGUAUAUACAAUUCGGCGUUGCUCUUCUUUGUGUUUGUGGGACUUUGUAAAGAAGCCGGUGAAAAAACUGUCAUCCAAUAAGGCCAUAUAUAUAUAUAUAUAUAUAUAUAUAUAUAUAUAUAUAUAUAUAUAUAUAUAUAUAUAUAUAUACAUACCAUCACAAUUGUAUUAAUUCAGUGCAACAUUUGGCUAUCAUUUGUCCUUAUUUUUCAGUGACUGUGUUUUAAUUUCAUGACUGUUCAACCUGUGAUAAAAUAUGCUAAUCAUUUAAAAGCCACUUGUACUUCCUGCCGAUGGCCACUAGAUGUCGUACUUGAGGUUCACUAGAACUCCCUCCACCCGUGUUUGCUCCUAAUUACAAUAAUUGUUGAUUUUUGUCAAAAAGGAAGCGUUGAUCUUCAAUUCAGAAGUUUUUCUCUGACUUCUUUCCAAAUACUUGAGAAAAGCAGAUAAAUGCUAGGAAAAGAAAGAGAAUAAUCCUCUUAUUUAAGAAAGCGCUAUUUGCUGUUCAUACUGUUUGAUGGUAUUUUAAUUUGUCUUUGCAGUUUUAUGGAUUUAGUGGAAGAGCUUGUAUGAAGAAUUUUGUUGUAUUUUGUUGUUUUUUUUUAGUGAAUGUUUCAUUAUAAAUCACUGAUGCAAUAAAUAUGUUUUAGUGGAAAAUGUUA